UCAUGGUGAUGAAUGAUGUCAAAUAUAUAUAUAUCAGUGUUUUGAGGGCAAAUUUGUUUAAUAACUGCUUCUUUAUCUUCGUAUUCAUUUCUGCAUCAGCCAUUGAAAGUGAACUUCAUGAAUUAAAAGCCAAAUACAACAAACUGAGAGCUUCACUUUACGAUGCUCAGUCUUGCGAUCUCUCGGUGGAUGGCUGGACAGUUUGUCGUGGGAUGAUUUACUUCAGCACUGAUAAACGAGACUGGGCAAGCAGUCGUGCUGUGUGUGUUUCAAUGGGAGCUGACCUGGUUACCAUAACCAGCCAAACAGAACAGGAUUUCCUGGUGUCUAAAAUUAAAGAGACUCACUGGAUCGGUCUUAAUGAUCUGGAGACUGAAGGUCGAUGGGUUUGGGUGAAUAACAAAACUCUUGAGGAGACUCGAGUAGAGUUCUGGUACAAGAGGGAAUUUGGGAAAAGUGAACCUGAUAACUGGAAAGUGAACGAUCAAUCCAGUGAAAACUGUGCCAGUCUGGGUGACGGCAACGGCAAUCUACACACUUGGUUUGAUGGUCCUUGCAAAGACCUGAGGAGGUUUAUCUGUGAAAAGAAAUAAUUGACUUUCACAUACAUGACAGGGGCGUAGCCAGCAUUACAUUUUUGGGGGGUCCUAUCUUAAAAUGAGGGGGCAACUCAUAUAUAAGAUGUAGAUGGCACAUUGUCACAGAAUAUUAAUGAACUCUCAUGCGAAGAUGACAGCGUAAAUUACGCACAACAACGCGUGACAUGAGCUAAUCCAAUCAAGUUUGAAAAUAGCUGCAUUUUACCGUGCUGCAUUUUGAUUGGUCAAUCUAUCAAUCAGACUACGAAAUCAACAUUUUGUUAUUUUAUUUUAAGCAAUUGGAAAUCUGAGGGGGCCGGAGAUGUAAAUGAGGGGGCCGAGGCCCACCCAGGCCCCCUCGUGGCUACGCCCCUGAUACAUGAUAUUAAAGAGGUCUGCUUUUCUGAUGAACACAAAAGAAGAUAUUUUAAUAAAUGAUGGUAAG
This is a messenger RNA of Paramisgurnus dabryanus, 1023 nucleotides long. RefSeq names its product C-type lectin domain family 6 member A-like. Lineage: Eukaryota; Metazoa; Chordata; Actinopteri; Cypriniformes; Cobitidae. The record is from RefSeq and is a predicted model, not a curated record.